GCUUUGGCUCUGUAUCCGUUCUUUUCCUCUGGAUGGUAUUGGUGCAACUAUGACACAAAUGUCAGCAAUUAUGCACCCUUAGCCAGGUCACCACCCACCUCCUGUAAGACUAAAUUUCCUCCCACAUUGUAGAACUCUACAAACUGUGGUUACCCUGCACCAGCUGAGAACAACGAAAUAGUCCUGAGAGAACUACUUUUACACCACGUGCAAAGGUUAGCUCCUGUCUUGCUUUUACUUCUCUCUUCCAAGUUUAGCUCAUAGAAGAAAAGUGUUUGAUCCUGGCUUAAUCUUAUAGCCUGUGAUUGCCACAAUCCAAGUUUGCUUUAGUCAUGAUUUAGUACGAUCUUUCUUCUUUUUUUUUUUUUUUUGUGCCUGGAAGAAGUUUUUGGUUUGAGUUUGUGGGAUGGGUACUUUGGUUUCUAUAUCUGAACACAAGAGCAAGAGGUACAUCAUUUUCUUGAACAUUUCAUUUCUCUUGGUGGCAUGCGUUUUCUUGAUGAUAUGUUUCAGGCCUUCAGGAAUUCUUGUUCUAAGCGGUUAUAAUUCCAUCGGUGAUAAUCAGCAAGAUUGCAAGUUACUGGAGAAGUUGGAUGAUUACAAAGCCAAGUGCUCUUACCUUAAGUCCAAUAACCCAUGUGUCUCUCAAGGCUAUGUUGAUUAUCUUUACCUUUUUUAUUGCAAUUUGGGAAGAUUUCCCUUGUUGGGCCAUUGCCUUCUUGUCCUUUGGCUCCUUGUGUUGUUUUAUCUCUUGGGAAACACCGCCUCUGAUUACUUUUGUUAUUCUCUUGAAAGCUUAUCAAGCCUGUUAAAAUUGUCCCCUACACUUGCUGGUGUUACACUCUUGUCUCUGGGCAAUGGUGCCCCGGAUGUGUUUUCCAGCAUAGCCUCGUUCAUGGAUAGUGGAACAGAGGAUGUUGGCCUAAAUACGGUGCUGGGUGGUGCUUUCUUUGUAACUUCUGUUGUGGUCGGAGCAAUAAGCACUUUAACGCACCGGAAACGAGUUCAGGUUAACAAACCUGCCUUUGUAAGAGAUGUUUGCUGCCUCCUCCUGGUUCUUGCAUCCUUAUGUUUGAUAUUGGUUUAUGGGAAAAUCAAUCUUUGGGGAGCAAUGGCCUUUUCUUCAAUGUAUAUUCUUUAUGUUAUCAUUGUUUACAUCAUAUAUAUUUUUUGGAAUUCUGGUGGCAUGGGAAACAUAGCUUCCGAUUCAAGUUAUAAUAGUGGCUUCAGCAUACCGCUUUUGACUGGGAUUGAGAAAGUAGAGCUUGAUUGUUUAGAGGAAGGGAAUCUGGAAGAUAAUAACGGGGUAGGAUUCAAGAACCGUUGCUUUUGUUUAAGACUAUCAGCUCCUUGCAGUAUGUUGCUAUUUAUCCUUCAGAUGCCCCUUUAUUUACCUAGGAGAUUGACAAUUCCUAUUGCCUGUGAAGAGAGAUGGUCUAAGCCAGUAGCAGUUGUUUCAGUGGCAUUGGCACCAAUUCUCAUAUCUGUACUUUGGGACCUUCAAGAUAACAAUCUCAGCUUUAAUACAAGCCUGCUGGUCUAUGGAAUUGGGUUCCUGUUUGGAAUCACUUUUGGGGUUCUUGCAUAUUUGACAACUGAAAAUUCCAGCCCACCAAAGAAAUGCUUGUUCCCAUGGCUAGCUGGAGGGUUCAUAAUGAGUGUGAUCUGGAGUUACAUCAUAGCUCAAGAAUUGGUUGGCUUAUUGAUUUCUAUUGGGUACUUAACUGGAAUCAGUCAGUCUAUCCUAGGGUUGACUGUCCUUGCUUGGGGCAACUCCCUUGGAGAUCUAAUCGCCAACUUGACAAUGGCAUUGAAUGGUGGUCCCACAGGGGCACAAGUGGCUAUAUCAGGCUGUUAUGCUGGCCCUAUCUUCAACACACUGUUUGGUUUGGGCAUGUCUCUGAUCGGCUCUGCCUGGUUGGGAUACCCUUCACCUGUUCAGAUCCCUAAAGAUCCUUACCUCCUGGAAACUUUGGGUUUUCAAGUUGCUGCCUUGCUAUGGGCACUUUUGGUUCUGCCAAUGAGAGAUAUGAGGCUUGAUGGGGUCCUGGGAGGAGGGCUUUUUCUGAUCUACUUGACUUCUAUCUCUUUAAGGCUGAUUCAAGUAGUUGGACCCCUCCAACUUCACACAGCUACCUAGUCAGUUCAUGACGGUCACUUGAAAACUAUGUAACUGUUUAUAUGUCGAGAUGCAAUCAAUUGUUUUAUAUAUCCUUCCUGUAUAUAGUAACCACUAAUUUACUGAUUGAAUUUUCAUUGAAUGGUAUGUACACGUUGUUCUGUUUUCAACGCAGCAAUGAAAUCACAAUUCUUUCAAAA
Theobroma umbraticum is the source of this 2319-nucleotide messenger RNA. RefSeq names its product Sodium/calcium exchanger family protein. Gene Ontology annotation, molecular function: monoatomic cation transmembrane transporter activity. NCBI's taxonomy places the organism in Eukaryota, Viridiplantae, Streptophyta, Magnoliopsida, Malvales, Malvaceae. Gene Ontology annotation, cellular component: membrane. Gene Ontology annotation, biological process: monoatomic cation transport; transmembrane transport. The record is from RefSeq and is a predicted model, not a curated record.